Messenger RNA from Lutzomyia longipalpis, 4294 nucleotides. RefSeq names its product protein Aster-B-like. The record is from RefSeq and is a predicted model, not a curated record. Gene Ontology annotation, molecular function: sterol binding; sterol transfer activity. Lineage: Eukaryota; Metazoa; Arthropoda; Insecta; Diptera; Psychodidae. Gene Ontology annotation, cellular component: endoplasmic reticulum membrane; endoplasmic reticulum-plasma membrane contact site; plasma membrane. The transcript is spliced from 9 exons. Gene Ontology annotation, biological process: intracellular sterol transport. Bases 215 to 2461 code for a protein of 748 amino acids.
GUGAUUCGAGAAUCAGUAGAAAUUACUCACCUUUCACUAAAAAAAAGAGUUGCUCGGGUUUUUUUUUGUUUUUGUUGGAGAAAAAUUGUGAAAACGCACGGAAAAAAUGAAGUUUUUGCAUAAACGUGCGUGAAUGUGCAACGAAGAGUGACUGUCGUGCGUGGUGGUGGAGUGUGGUGUGAAUUUUUUGCAGAACAGGAAUACAAAUUCAUCCAUGCACAAAGAAACACGAGACUCGUCCGAUAACUCGCCAGAUACCAAUUCAAAUACUUUUGAAAAAGGUGACACCACAAUCGCUGAGCGUAAAUCUGUGGAAGAUCUUCUGGCGGGUUCUCAAGAUGUCCUGGGUAGUAGUAUCAGUCAGGCAAUUUCCUUUACAAGUGGCACAGUCCUCCAGGCGUCUCCCUUGCUGCGCAGACGGAGUCCCAGUCCUUCCUCCACGGACAGCAAUCGCAACAGCACCCAGUCAAAGGAGUACUCAAAGAGUGAGACACAUCUAACCGUACCAGGUGGUCCGGAUCGUCCUGAUGCGGCCGAAGACAUUCGAUUGAGGCAACUUGAGGAAAAGCAAACACCUCCCGAGGGAAAUUAUCUCAAUCGAUCGGCAUCACAGGAGAUUGAACGUCCCAAGAGCACGUCAAAAGUUUCCGAGAGGGCAAAAAAGAAGUCUUGGUACAAUGUUUUGUAUCCAACUUACAAAUCACGCUCAGAGGAUUUUAAGAAACUCUUCAAGGGAGUUCCGGAUGAUGAACGUCUUGUAGUUGAUUAUUCGUGUGCACUGCAGAAAGACAUUCUCGUUCAUGGUCGCCUCUAUGUGUCGCAGAACUUUCUCUGCUUCUACGCCAACAUCUUCCGCUGGGAGACAUCUUUGUCCAUUAAAUGGAAAGAUGUAACGUCAAUUACGAAGGAAAAGACCGCCCGUGUGAUACCAAACGCCAUUCUCGUGUGUACAGACAACGAUAAGCACUUCCUCACGUCUUUUGCAACACGCGAUAAGGCGUACUUGAUGCUAUUUCGUGUAUGGCAAAAUGCCCUCAUGGAUAAGCAGAUGCAACCUCAGGAGAUGUGGCAAUGGGUACACAAUUGCUACGGUGACGAACUUGGAUUAACCAGUGACGAUGAGGAUUAUAUUGAUCCAAAUGAAGAUCGUGACUUCAUGAAGGGGUGUCAACAUGGUGAUAAACUCAAAUUAUCCACAGAUAGUGUUUCAGAGGAACAAAGUAAUCCAGAAAGCGAUAUGAUGGCUUCUAUCAAUCAGACAUCGAGUGAUCCAGCUCAGGUGCCAGAACUACUAUUGAAGGGAGAGACAAAUUCAUCGAGUGGACAGAAGAGACACUCAAAGGGCUCCCGGAGAGGCGAAGAGGCUCCCAGUAAGCACAUUCCAACCGACAUGUCCGAUACGAGUGAUUCUGAACAAGAUAAAAAUAUGGAACUUACAGAGCAACCAGUUUGCACGUCAAUGCACGAAGGACGCCAAAUGAUUCACACAAUUCUUCCCAUAAAUGUGGAUAUUCUCUUCAAUUUACUCUUCUCCAAGUCAAAAUUCCUCGAAAACUUCCACGAGGGACGUAAAACAACAAAUAUGAUACAUGGAGAUUGGGUGGUAAAUGAGGAGGGUCUCAAACAACGCACAGUGACACUCACGGUGGCUCUAUCACAACCCGUGGGACCUAAGAGUACGGACGUGACGGAAAUUCAGACACAGCGUGAGUGCACACUGCCCGGACAACUCUAUUCCGUGGACAUUCAUUCCUCCAAUGCGGGUAUUCCCUAUGCGGAUAGUUUCUAUGCUACAAUGCACUACUGCCUCGUACGAACUGUGGACGAUCACACCAUGUUCUCCGUGCAUGCGCAAAUAAAAUACAAUAAAUCCGUCUGGGGCUUUGUGAAGGGAUUCAUUGAGAAGAAUUCCUGGAAUGGGCUUGAAGAUUUCUACACAGCCCUCGUGAGAGCCCUUCAGAAUGAAUAUUGCAUUCCACCAGCCAAGGCGAAGGGUAGAAGACCCCGUCGAGGCAAUUCAUCCAUACAGAGGCCCACCGAGGAGCCAUCGAAGAUUAAACAGGUGCCGUUUACGACGAAAGUCGCUGUAACGACUGACAAGGCUGGGGCAUCAAAGAUAAAACACGAAUCACUCUCUUGGUUCGUGAUUAUCCUCUUGGUAACACUGAUACUUCUCAAUGUGAUACUCUAUCUCAAAUUGUGGGAUUUGGAGACGCGCGAAGCUGGACGGCAUCGUUAUCCUGAUUUCCUUCAGCUGAAGGAUCCCCCAAAAACGCACGAUGACUGGAUAAAAUUAAUGCAGCAACAAGAGGCUCUUCAUUCAGCGGAAAUGGUUAAAUGGCAAAAAGUUCUCCAAAUAGCCGUGGAAUUGCUGAAGAAAGUGAGUGUUGUUUGUGAAAAAAUUGUGACAAAUGCAACGGUUCUCCUUCAAAAUAGUGCAAUGGCCAAAGAUGAGUUAUAAAAAAAUGCAAUUUUUAAGAUAAAAAAAAAACAUUUGUUGGUGCAAGAAUUAAGAGAAAAAGAAUGAUAUUUUCUCGCGAGGAGAACUAAAGUUAAAAAGAAAGAAAAAAAACAUGAAGAAAUUCCAAUCUCGCGUGUUGUGAUUCACAAGCUUUUGCUGUGAGAUUUGAAACACCAAAAAAAAUGAAGAAAAUUAAUACAAAACUGUUACAUUAUAUAGUAUUCAAAAUAAUAUUGCAGCAGAUGAAAGAUAAUUUAUUGAAAAAAAAAUUCCACAGGGUUUUUAUUUAUAACUUACAUAUAUAUUUUUUUAAUUUAACAUGAAAAGCUGCUGCUUUGGGAUUUUUUGGGAUAAAUAUUGCAGAGGCCAUUAAAAGAGCUUCAAACUUCGUAUUUGAGCACAAUAAAUAAAAAAAAAUGAAUAUGGGAAGAUCUUGCUGAGGGCUAUUUUAUAAAAAAAAAUACAUAGAGGUAGAUUCUGAUAAAAAUCUUUUCUAACAACUUAAAAGUUGUUGUAAGAUUUUGACAAUUAAUGAUUUUAAAUCGUUUUAUUGUCAUUCUUUAUAAGAAAAACAAACAAUUUGUUGUUCCAGAAGUUAGAAAUAUCUUUAAAGAGCCAUGGAAAAGUAAUUUUCCUUCAAAAGCACGAUUAAAGAGAGAAACAAACUGUCAAAAUAUUUUAAGAUUUUUCCCAGUAUACCAAAAAUCGACGAAUUAUAAGAAAAGAAAGAAAAGAUUUAUAUCAGAAUCUACUCCAUAAUUGCUGUUGCAGCAGCAUUGAUGAAGAUCUGAAAUUUGCAGGGAGAGUAUCAAACUGAGCGUAUUUAAAAUGUAGGUUUACAUCAAAUUAAAUCCACAAUAUCCUCAUACGCCAUUCCAGAUAUAGAGCGUUUCAUGAAAAAAAAAAAUAUAGUAUUAUGUGAUUUUACAGGGUUAUUCGGAAAGCCUGCAUGUCUCUAUAAACAACUUUAACAAAAAUUCAAUCAAUCAGUACCUAUUAAAAAAAAAUUGUAUUAUAAAAUAAUGAAGAAAUUGACCAUUUUUCAUUGAUUUUCCGAAAUGUAUUUGCCUCCAUGCCUCCCACCCAUAUAAAUAAAACAGAAGACUUUGCAAUUUUUACGAAUAACCCUGCAUAAAUUGUAAGCUUCUUAAAACAUUGAAGCUUUUUCUCUCUCACUCGACAAUUUCCGAGCUGAUUUCUGUGUGCCUGGGGGAUUGUGUGGAAGAAAAAUGCUUUUUUUUAGAUAAUGAAAAAAAAAAACCUUUCACCUUUCUCAAAUGAAUUCACAUUAUUGUGUCAUUUUGUCACAUAAUACACGCGAGCUUCAAUUUUUAUGAUGUCUCCUGUGUGAGUGUUGUAUAGUUAAUAAUUUGGAAAUGAUCAAACGGCAUGAGAUAUAUAACAAAUUACCCAUUAAAAAAAAUAACAAACUAAAGAAAAAAAAUAUAUUAGCGAGUGUGAGGGAAAAAUUACAUUAAAAGAGAGCAGAGUUUUCGUUUUUUUAAUGAGGUUUUCCAUUGAGGGGGGAAAGUCAGUGUCCCCCCUUGUAUAUACAUAUAUUUAUGAAAAAUAAUUUAGAUGGGAAAUUGGGCAGAAAAAAGCAUUGGAUGUUUGAUUGCAAUCUCCCAUCCGGGAGAGUGAUUUAAUACAAUAGAUCAGAGGGUUUAAAAACAUUGUUUCUACCAUGAGAGAUAUAUCAUUGAGCACAUUGAUAGGAGAGAAGAAAAAAAAGGUAUAAAAAGCUAUAGGUGAAUAGUAGAGAAAAGCAAGAGGAGAAAAAAAUAGAGCGAAAAUAAAUUUGAAAAUGGAAAAAUAAAAUAUUUAUUAGUAAAA